GUGCGCUAUCGAUGGCUUCCACAAGGAGCCCUGUGCCGCGUAGGGCUCACACGAAGUCAAGGAAUGGCUGUGUGCAAUGCAAACGGCGCCAUAUCAAGUGCGACGAAAAAAGGCCAAAGUGCACCAAUUGCACAUUCUCCCACCGGCAAUGCGUUUUCAAUUCAACAAUUUACUUUAGCCAUCAACGAAGCCCUUCAACUACACCACCGGCCCCUUCAAGUACCUCUUCACAGGCCUCAGCACUUCCAGAUGUUGAGCCCCAGCUACCACAAGGGGAGCCAUCACCGCCUGUGAAUAUGCUCCACGCAGAACUCUUCCACCACCUGUUCACGGAAACGUUGACUUCAUUGGCGGAUGCCAACGAAGACACUGAUCACCUAAUAGAUAUGAUUACAGGCCACAGUAUCUCGGCACCAUAUCUGGUUAACGAGCUAUUGGGAAUGGCAGCAUUACAUCUAAGCCUUGUACGGCCAGCGCAACAAGAAUACUACCGCUUCCAUGCAACUCAACUGCAGACACAUGCAAUAUCCCAGUUCAAUUCAGUCUCUGGCAGCUUAAACGCAGAAAAUUGGAUGGCAAUAUUCCUCUUCUCAUCUGCGCUGGGGACACACAUGCUCUGUGAAACUCUCCGGUACCGCGAGGACGACUGGGUCCCAUUUCUAGAUAGAUUCGUCCAAUACGCCCAGCUUCAUCGAGGUGUGCGGGGGAUUGCCGGGCAAACCUGGGAUCUACUCAAGCAGACACCUCUGGGAGGGCUAUCGCAUGCUCAUACUCAAGCGUUGGGAUCGAAAACUAAAGUUCCGCUGAACCCUAUGUACGCAGGGCUUCUCAAGUCUAUCAAAGCAGCCAAGCUUGGAAGUCCACUUACUGACGUCUAUCGACGGACUAUCGAGUUUCUGCAAAUAGUCACACACAGUGAGAGUGAUACUAUCCGGCAUCCUCCACCUAGUAGUAUUAUUGCAUGGCCGGUCCUCAUCCCUGAGGAAUAUCUUGAGUGUCUAACACGUCGCCGACCGGAGGCCCUUGUUAUUUUCGCGUACUAUGCCACGAACUUGCAUUUCUAUCGUGGCUUAUGGAUCUUCGGGGAUGCAGGGAAGUUCUUGGUUGAAAGGAUUAUAGAACAUCUGGGACCGGACUGGGAAAGCUGGUUGGGUUGGCCGAUUGAAGUUGUCAACACGUAUGAGCAUCCUGCUAAUACAAUUUGACUCUAUAGCGAAUGGCAAUCUGCUGUGGAGUUAUGUUCUCAUUAUAGUUAUAAGUAUAUAGCGCUAAGGAUGUAUGGGCUGUGGCUUCUGCGUAUACAUCAAAAUUCAAUGGACCUAAACUUAUUUGUCC
Molecule: messenger RNA, 1335 nt
Organism: Aspergillus caelatus
Lineage: Eukaryota; Fungi; Ascomycota; Eurotiomycetes; Eurotiales; Aspergillaceae
Product: Zn(II)2Cys6 transcription factor domain-containing protein
Exons: 2
Coding region: 12-1205 (397 amino acids)
Biological process (GO): regulation of transcription by RNA polymerase II
Molecular function (GO): DNA-binding transcription activator activity, RNA polymerase II-specific; zinc ion binding
Source: RefSeq, a predicted model, not a curated record